GUACAACAAAACCUAUUUCAGCGCUUAGCCGCUUAAUUAUCUAAUGACGUGAUAAGAUGAUUGCAUAAUUCGUUCUUAUCUGUUGCAAACGAUAAAAACAGAGAAUGAGCUGCUGUUGUAGUACAGACGAAAGCCGCACAAUGGCAAGUGACAUACCGAAGGUAGAAAGCUUAAUAAAUGAAGCCGAGAAAGCUUUUACAGAAAAAUUCAAAAGUAAGCCAGACGUGGUGGUAUUUGCACCCGGAAGAGUGAACUUAAUAGGCGAACACACCGAUUAUAACGAUGGUUUCGUUUUGCCUAUGGCUUUACCUCUGGUGACAGUUGUGGUAGGAAGCAAGAACAAUACUGAUACCUGCCAUGUCUUGACAACUAACCAGCAAUGUGAUGCACCAAAAGAAACUGAUUUUCUUAUUCCGUCUAAGCAGUCUCUUCAGCCAGGGUCACCUAAAUGGGCUAAUUAUGUUAAAGGAGUUGUUCAGAAUUUUAAAGGUGCAGUCCCAGGCUUUAAUGCUGUCAUUUCUUCAAGUGUUCCACUUGGCGGAGGUGUUUCAAGCAGUGCUGCUCUAGAGGUUGGAGUUUAUACAUUUCUGGAGGCGCUUACAGGAGAGAAAACAAACCUCCAAGACAAGGCGUUAGCAUGUCAGAAAGCUGAACAUACAUUUUCAAACAUGCCUUGUGGCAUUAUGGACCAGUUUAUUUCAGUGAUGGCCAAAGAAGGCAGUGCCUUACUUAUUGAUUGCAGAUCAAUGGAAGCAACUAUAGUUCCUAUCAAUGAUCCAAAAAUUGUUAUUUUAAUAACAAACUCAAAUGUUCGGCAUGAACUGACUGGUAGUGAGUAUCCAACUAGAAGGAAGCAGUGUGAAGAAGCUGCAAAACUGCUUGGAAAGAAAAGCCUGAGAGAUGCUAAAUUAAGUGACAUUGAAGUGCUACAGCAGAAGAAGGUUGAUGAAGAUAUUGUGCGUCGUGCCAGACAUGUCAUAGGUGAAAUUAAUAGAACUGAACAGGCAGCAGAGGCACUGAAGAGCAAAGAUUUUACGUUAUUUGGAAAGUUGAUGUUGGAGAGCCAUGAGUCAUUAAGGUCAGACUACGAAGUCUCUUGUGCAGAAUUAGACCAGCUGGUGAAGGCAGCUACUGAGGUGAAAGGUGUGCUUGGCUCUCGCAUGACUGGUGGAGGGUUUGGAGGCUGCACAGUGACACUGGUGUAUAAAGAUGCUGUUAAUGAAGUCAUAAACAAUACAAAAAAGAAGUACAAAGGAAAAGCAACAUUUUAUGUAGUCACCCCAUCUGCAGGAGCUACAGUUGUGAGAGGGAAGUAAUAUCAGUGAAACCAUAUACUGCCAUGACAGCUGUAGAAUUGUUAUAUUUGUGAGCACUUGUUUUGGGCUACAUAGUGUUGCACAUUUAGUCAUACAGCAAAACUAUUUCAGAUUUUGAAUAAUUGUAUGAAAACUAUUACUAGACUAAUUUUUAAUGUAAUUAGUACAACUGAUGAAGUCAUAUCUUGGGUGUUAAAUCUUAAGGUUGAAAAUAUGGGAUUAGGUGGUGUUUUACAAAAGGCACUAUGUUAUUGAUCAGUUAGAAGUGUUUCUCUCAAGGAGUUUGCCAUUUUGCUUAUUAAACUAUUACAAACAUUUCUCUUCACUCUGCAACAAAGUGUACAUUAUAUGCCAUCUUAAAGCAAAUUAUAUGAUUUUCCAGACCAAUAA
Molecule: messenger RNA, 1706 nt
Organism: Schistocerca americana (American grasshopper)
Lineage: Eukaryota; Metazoa; Arthropoda; Insecta; Orthoptera; Acrididae
Product: galactokinase-like
Exons: 8
Coding region: 105-1316 (403 amino acids)
Biological process (GO): carbohydrate phosphorylation; galactose metabolic process
Cellular component (GO): cytosol; cytoplasm
Molecular function (GO): galactokinase activity; ATP binding
Source: RefSeq, a predicted model, not a curated record